AUGGAUGAAACCAGAUUCGUUCUUGUACCUAAGCUAAAAAAAGUUAUUGCAAAAAAGGGCUUGCGUCAGGUCCAUAAAGUUGCACAUGGUAACUCUCAUGAGCAUAUUUCAGUUGCACCAACAAUCUCAGCUGCUGGCUCGUACAUUCCACCUUUAGUUAUCUAUAAAGGUGUUCACACAAUUCCCGAUUUGCUACAAGGCGCACCUCCUGGAGCAGUAAUGAGUUUUACAGAUACCAGAUAUAUGUUUUUACUAAUGCUUGAUGGUCAUAAGAGCCAUAUCAGCUAUAUGUGCAUUGAUUUUUGUUACCAAAAUGGAAUAUUUCUUUAUGCGCUUCCAUCACACACAACUCAUAUUUUACAACCAUCUGAAAUUCCUUUUGCAAAAUUGAAAAAGGAAUUUGGAAAACAGUAUGAUAAAUAUUACAAUACUACUAGCAAAGUAGUAACAAAAUACAACUUCACAAAACUUUUUGGACCAGCUUUCAUUGAGACUUAUGCAUCGUCUGCUAUUUGUAAUGCUUUUAAAGCUACAGAAAUAUGGUCAUUUAACCCCAAGGCCAUUAGUCCUGAUCAUUUAAACCCCUCACUAGCAACAAAACGAUUCAAUAUUUUAAUGUCAGAAAAGGAGAUGCUUAAAAAUGAAAUUAAAUCACUAAAAGUUCAACUUACAAUAAUCCAAGAGAAAUUAGGAACCUAUAAAAGUCCUAGAAUAAGUUCUUUACGUUUAGUUUUCAAGUACAUCCCUCAUGUUCUGCAAGCUGGACCUUCAGAUACUUCCUCAGUGAACCAACAAGAGCCUGGUCCCUUCCCUAAAAAAAGAAAGAUGCUUCUAUUUGCACAACUUCUUACUAACGACGAAAGUUGGCAGAAGUUGAAAGAGACAAAUAAAGAAGCAGAAAGGAAAGUUGAAAAGAAGAAACGGAAAAAAGUGUUGGCAGCCCAGAAAAAAAUUGAAUGA
Molecule: messenger RNA, 960 nt
Organism: Cetraspora pellucida
Lineage: Eukaryota; Fungi; Glomeromycota; Glomeromycetes; Diversisporales; Gigasporaceae
Source: the annotation of a GenBank genome assembly